Messenger RNA from Pyrus x bretschneideri (Chinese white pear), 1734 nucleotides. RefSeq lists its product as uncharacterized. Bases 152 to 1504 code for a protein of 450 amino acids. NCBI's taxonomy places the organism in Eukaryota, Viridiplantae, Streptophyta, Magnoliopsida, Rosales, Rosaceae. The transcript has 3 exons. The record is from RefSeq and is a predicted model, not a curated record.
AUUUUACACACUGAAUUGAAAACGGAUAUUACCGACUUGCAUUAUUUUAGCAAGCAAGCAGGCGACGGUGAAGUAGGAAACAAGAAAGGAGGAGAAGGAGGAGGAGAUCUCUCUGUCGCCUGCAUCUGCUUUUUCGGAUCCCAGAAAACGUAUGCGAAAUCCAGAAUUCCCAUCUCCUUUUGAAGAUAGACAAGAUAUGGCGGCAUCAGGAGCACGCACUGCAUGGCAGCGUAGAGCAAACUGUUGUUUUGUCCAAGAAGAUGCGUGGAGCGCGCCAAAAUUUUCUUCCUGCCCGUCGUCAUCUUCCUCAAAAGCAGAAUCUGAUAUUGCACCCGAGAACCUCAAACCAGAUUGCAUGCCUUACAACCCAAAUCCUGAACUAGCACCCAACACCAAGUGGUGGUUGAACCUGGAACCCAACUGUGGGCUGCAGAAGGAGUUUACGUAUGAACAGCUAGCAGUCCUGGAGGCUGAACUUGAAGUUUUGAAUUCUGGAUUCGUUCAUAAAACUCCGAUCAUAAGUGACUAUUACCAGUCUAACGGGGUUUUGGGUACUCAAAUUGAUAUGAAGAAUAGUGCUAAUUCUUUUGUUGAGAAGCCGUGCCAGGUUUCUGUCACUUGUACAAAAAGUGACCAGAAUAAAGGAAUGCAAGAGCUCAAUGCUGGAAUUGGGAAUGAUCCACAAGUUCCUAAGCAAAAGGACUCGGGCGAGUUUUGGUACUCAGAUGAUCAUCUCUUGAACUUGGAUUCUUUGAACUGCUUGAGCUCUGAGGAACCCAAGAAAAUGUCUUCCAGUUUGGAAUCCCAGUGGGUGGGAACUCAGAAAACUGAACCGUGGUGGCGCUCUGCAGGUAAAGAUGAGUUGGCUUCCUUGGUUGCUCAGAAGUCACUGGAACAUAUUGAGAAUUGUGAUCUCCCGCGGCCCCAGGUUAAGCAUCGUAGGAAGGGUCCCUCUGCUUUCGACCCUAAUUCAGCCAUGGAUCAGAUGGCUGAAAUGGCGUUCUCCAAUAUGGACACUUAUACAUGGGGAAGCUUUACUUCUGGUCACUCAACGCACGAGUCUUGCAGUCCUUUAAGCAAGGAUGAGGUGCAAACCCAAAAGAAUUCAGAAGACAAUCGAACCAAAGCCGAGCUGUUGGAAGCUUUGUGCCACUCUCAAACACGAGCUAGGAACGCAGAAAAAGCAGCAAAGCAAGCCCAUACAGAGAAGGAACACAUAAUCACUCUGUUUUUGAAGCAGGCCUCGCAACUCUUUGCUUACAAGCAGUGGCUGCAAUUGCUGCAGCUCGAGAACUUCUGCCUGCAGCUCAAUAACAAGGACCAACCAUGGUCCCGUCACAAAGGCAGGCACAUGAAGAAGGGUCAGCGCAGGGCCGGAAAACGGGGCGGCAGACCAAGGUGCGAAAUUAACACGGGCGUUGUUGCAUUCGCAGUGGGAUUGGGUCUUGCCGGGGCAGGUUUGCUCCUCGGAUGGACGAUGGGAUGGUUGUUUCCAACGGUUUGAACUGUUCUUCAUGCUUAGCUUACCUCCAAGUGCGCAUCAACUUGUUUUUAGAUUUGUUAAUCUUGUAAAUACAACUCACUUGAUUAAGAGCGUUCUCUCUUUGCAUCCGAGGUCUGUUCGUAUCCAAAAAACUUGUAGGUACAAUAAUUAGUGUUUUUGUCUUUACAUAAGAUGUAAUUAUGCAGAAUUUAAGGGGAAUAUCUCUAAUAUAAUCAAUAUUUACUCCUUAA